Molecule: messenger RNA, 681 nt
Organism: Zasmidium cellare ATCC 36951
Lineage: Eukaryota; Fungi; Ascomycota; Dothideomycetes; Mycosphaerellales; Mycosphaerellaceae
Exons: 2
Coding region: 1-681 (226 amino acids)
Molecular function (GO): oxidoreductase activity
Source: RefSeq, a predicted model, not a curated record
AUGACCAAUUACCAGAUCGAUGUGGUCUCGGACACUGUCUGUCCAUGGUGCUACGUGGGCAAGAACAGACUGGACCUAGCGAUCAAACAGUAUCAAGCGACCAACCCGAACGAUACUUUCACCACAUCGUGGCACCCAUUUUACUUGAACCCCGAUGCGCCCAAGAGCGUCGACAAGCAGGCAUACUAUGAGAAGAAGUUUGGACCGCAAAGGACGCAGGUGAUGCAGGGUCACCUUGCGAGAUUGGGAAAGCAGGUUGGAAUUGACUUCGCCUUUGGGGGCAAGACGGGCAACACUCGCGACAGCCAUCGCUUGAUCCAACUGGGCAAGACCAAGGGAGAGGAUGUCCAGACCAAGGUGGUGGAAUCGCUGUUCAAUGCGUACUUCGAGGAGAAUGAGGAUAUCACGUCGCGGGAGGUGUUGAUCUCGAGGGGUGUCAAGGCUGGAUUGAACGAGCAAGAGACGAGAGAUUGGAUGGAGUCUGGUAAGGGUGGUGAUGAAGUUGACAAGGAGGUCGCGAAGGCGCAGAUGCAGUUCAUCAGCGGUGUGCCGAAUUUCACCGUGAACGGCCAGUAUGAGAUCCAAGGCGCUGAAGAGCCAUCAGCAUUCUUGCAGGUCUUUGGAGAGAUCAAGGAUACCAAUGGCGCGAAUGGUCAGCUGAAGGGUGACAAUACCUGCUAG